Thecamonas trahens ATCC 50062 is the source of this 618-nucleotide messenger RNA. RefSeq lists its product as uncharacterized. The record is from RefSeq and is a predicted model, not a curated record. The transcript has a single exon. The coding region runs from base 1 to 618 and encodes 205 amino acids. NCBI's taxonomy places the organism in Eukaryota, Apusomonadida, Apusomonadidae. Gene Ontology annotation, molecular function: antioxidant activity; oxidoreductase activity.
AUGGCAGCAUCUGGAGUUGGCAGUGCGUUCCCCAAGGUCUCUGGGCUGGAAUAUGUGCAAGGCGAGGCACGUGUGGAGGAGCUGCUCGGCAAAGCACCGCUCUGUGUUGAGUCAUGGGCGACAUGGUGCGGGCCGUGUCGGACCUCGAUUGCCCACCUCUCUGAGCUGGCGGCCAAGUACCCCGAGGUGGCCGUCGUCGGCGUCUCGGCAGAGCCGCCGUCCAAGAUCAAGCCGUUUGUGGCCAAGAUGGGCAGCCAGAUGUCGUACACCGUCGCCUCCGACAGUGAUCGUGAGGUCGAAGCAGCUCAGGCUGGCCUCGGCAUGCGCGGCAUCCCCUUUGCCACCGUCAUCGACGCCGCCGGUAACGUCGUCUACACCGGCCAUCCCAUGGAGCCAGCCUUUGAGUCUGCGCUGGCCGAGCAGGCCAACACCGCCCGCCAGGCCGCUGUCAAGGCAGCCCGCGUGGAUGCCGUCCGCGGUAAGUCUGCCGAUGAGCUCGCCUCCUGUUCCGUCAAGGAGCUCAAGGGUGCCCUCGCUGCCCUCGGCGCAGACUACUCAUCCUGCAUCGAGAAGCGCGAGCUCGUUGAUCUCCUAGCCUCUACCCUCGCCAAGUCCUAA